CUCUUCCUCUCUCUCAAUCUUCACUCUUCAACCCCUCCUCCUCCUCCUCCAUUCUCUUCUGCAUGGAGGUCUGAGGCCACUCGUGAUUUCCUCCUAGCAGGCGUCUCAAAUACCCUGUCUCCGACUUCUCUCUCCUUCCCUCCGAAGUCCGAAUGUCUUACUAAUAUUGCCUUUAUGCUCUCUCUCUCUCCCCAACUGGUUAGUUGCAUUCAACAGUGGUGACCUGCUUUUAGCGAUCUUUUUGUUUGGAUCCUGAAAUUCCUGCUACCUUUCCAUUUUAUGUUAAGACCGUUCCUUCUCUGUUGGCUGAUCGAGGUCAUCCGGCUCCAGUUUCCGUGCAAAAGUUAUUUGAAAAUCAUCGCUUACGCGUUACUCUGGAGUCACCAUGUUGGAUCUUAAUCUCAACGUCGUUUCCUCUGACUCUGCGUCGAAUUCCGUCGACGUGCCUCCUGAGAAUGUUUUACUGCUUUCUGGUAGCCAAAUGGAUAGCUCCGGAAGCUUUAAUUCUUCCAUCGUCAAUGCCGAUACCUCCGCCAAUACUUUUGACGAAGACUCUUGCUCUUAUGAUGAUGCCUUUGCAUACAACUUUGGAAAAGUGAAGAAGAAUAACAUAGAUGAUGGCACAAGCUACAAAGCAGUUGAUCUUCCAGUAGGUGAAGGUGUUGAUGGCUGUAAUCGGACCAUCCAGCUUUUUCCGAUCUUCGGUGCCGAAGAGAGUCGUGUCACUGAAUUGGGAAUCGGUCAGCGAUUUCCAGCUUCGGCUUCAAGUAAGGGAUGGUUGGAUUUCUUGUGCAAGGAGGUGGGUCCCCGUGGAACGCCGGAACAGAGGAUGCUGCCGCCGCCGCAGCAGAGGCCGCAGGUCAAGAAGAGUCGGAGGGGACCGAGGUCGCGGAGCUCACAGUACCGCGGUGUUACAUUUUAUAGGAGGACUGGAAGAUGGGAAUCGCAUAUAUGGGAUUGUGGGAAACAAGUGUACCUGGGCGGAUUUGAUACAGCACAUGCUGCAGCAAGGGCAUAUGAUCGAGCCGCAAUCAAGUUCCGUGGCCUUGAUGCUGAUAUUAAUUUCAAUGUUAGUGAUUAUGAGGAGGAUAUAAAGCAGAUGAGUAAUUUCACAAAGGAAGAGUUUGUGCAUAUUCUGCGGCGACAGAGCACUGGCUUUUCAAGGGGAAGCUCUAAAUAUAGAGGAGUUACUCUACAUAAAUGUGGGCGAUGGGAAGCUCGCAUGGGGCAGUUUCUAGGGAAGAAGUAUAUAUAUCUCGGGCUAUUUGAUAGCGAAAUAGAGGCUGCAAGGGCGUAUGAUAAAGCGGCCAUAAAAUGCAAUGGGAGGGAAGCGAUGACGAACUUUGAGCCAAGCUCAUACGAAGGGGAGAUAAUAUCUCAGGCAGAUAAUGAAGAUGGCAACCCAAAUCUUGAUCUUAGCUUGGCCAUUGCUCCCCCUGUUUACUCUGAUGAUUUUCAAGUCCCGCACGGCUGGCCCAAUCUGCCCGUUGAUGGGAGAGUUGCGUUUGAGAACUCUGCAUCAAGGUUAUUGAAGGGUCAACCGUCUCAUGUUUUCCCGAUAGCUACCCAGCAUCCUUCUGUCAGGAAUAGAACUGAUUUCUUUCCCAUUAAUCAGGUAAGGAAAGAGCAAUGGAGAAAAGGAUGGAAGCUAAUCCUCUGCCAAACUGGGUAUUUCAAUACCAAGGUCCAUAUGGCGAGGCAAGUUUGAUUCCAUCCUUCUCUGCUGCAGCAUCAUCAGGAUUCCCUUCAACAAGGUUACCACCAACAGCAGCAGCUGAUAGUCAGAUUCAUUUUCCAAACAUGACGAUCCAUCCUUAGUUUUCUUCAUCAAUCACAACUCUAGCAUCUCAGCCCCUUAAAGCAGAAGUUGAUGAGAACAAGGUUAUGCGGGUCAAAGCACCAGUUUAAAAUCAUCUAAGCUUGAUUAGUAGGUUGAUUGUGGCCAACAAACUGGUUUGCGAAAGUGUUUAUGGGACUGCUCAAGAGAUCUUGCCAUUGAAUUGCUUAACCUUUACUUAACGUUUAAUCGAUUAAUUUUCACCAUUACAACGAACUGCUACCAGGUCAUUUUGAACUUGUGACUUUUUUGGUGCUUAUCCGACACUAGUAUCUGUUUCAGCCAAGAA
Molecule: messenger RNA, 2126 nt
Organism: Prosopis cineraria
Lineage: Eukaryota; Viridiplantae; Streptophyta; Magnoliopsida; Fabales; Fabaceae
Product: AP2-like ethylene-responsive transcription factor TOE3
Exons: 10
Coding region: 386-1708 (440 amino acids)
Biological process (GO): regulation of DNA-templated transcription
Molecular function (GO): DNA binding; DNA-binding transcription factor activity
Source: RefSeq, a predicted model, not a curated record